Xyrichtys novacula (pearly razorfish) is the source of this 390-nucleotide messenger RNA. NCBI's taxonomy places the organism in Eukaryota, Metazoa, Chordata, Actinopteri, Labriformes, Labridae. The record is from the annotation of a GenBank genome assembly.
AUGUACCUAAAGAUAAAUAAACUGCUGAAAGAAACAGAAAGCAGUAACCUGGAGCUGUCCUCCAAGCUCACAUCUCAGGAGGAAGACAACAAGAGACUCCAGGAAGAGGUCAUGGAGCUUAGAGCUGAAAAAGACCACCAAAACCAACUAGUGGAAGUCAGUCGAAAGUAUUUGGAGGCCUACAAUGAAGGCCCAAUAAAACACCUCCAAAGGUCAAAUGAAGAGACCAACACAGAGCCCUUCAUAUCAGAUGGUGAGAACGAUGCUGCAGAAAUACUCCAGAGUGCAGAAGAACAGAUGUCUCAAUGGAGGAGAUUAAAGCAAUUUAGGACUCCAAAAUAUCGCUAUCAGUCCAAGCAGCGAAGGAGGCUCAAUAUGGACCAGGAGUGA